Molecule: messenger RNA, 831 nt
Organism: Coniophora puteana RWD-64-598 SS2
Lineage: Eukaryota; Fungi; Basidiomycota; Agaricomycetes; Boletales; Coniophoraceae
Exons: 2
Coding region: 1-831 (276 amino acids)
Source: RefSeq, a predicted model, not a curated record
AUGAUUUUCGUUCGUCGAAAGAAAAGCGCCAUUCUGUGGAUAGUCGCGUUCUUAGCACUCAGCUUCUCGUCCAUGCUCUGCCUGUUGAUCCUCAAGUUCGACUUUCAUCUCCCACCCUCGACUUCCGAUAUCGACCUCUGCGACAACGCGAAGAAGGCUUUCUCUUCCAUCGAUCGCAUUAUUGAAGAUAACAUCAGAAUCAGCUGCUCUGGCGACUUGUGUCGACGACUAAGUCUUCAGGAUUCUGACAAACGCCGUCCACGGGAGAUCACUUCCACACCAAAGAAUACCUCGCUCUUAGAGGCGAAUGCUCCCGCCGGGCACUCUCCGCUCACGGAAACUAUGGCUAAUUUGACGUGCAUCGGCUCUGAGGUCGACCUCUGCUCUGUUCUUGCCGGCAAGCGGCUUCUCAUGGUCGGCGGCGAGCACAUUCACAAGCUACAUUCACGCAUCCUCGAGCACCAGGAAGAAAAGGAAAAGCGCUCAUUUCCGUGUCUCGGCCGGGACUUCUGUACGCAUCACCAUAUCUGCUUACCGCCCUCUACAUCUACGUCUGGCAAGGAUGAGCCGCGGUACGCCAAGUCACCUUCUCGCGUGGAACUGCAGGCAACAAACUCGGUGCUCAUGAGCUUUAUACUCUCCGAUUAUCUCCUUGCUACACCUAACGAGGCUUCUUGGGAGUACAACAGCCCGGUGCUUGACCCACUCAGCGGUGCAAGGGUCCGACAGGGAUUUUGGUGGCACCCUGCUCAAAAGGCAGAUGUUCUUGUUCUCGGGCGGGCACCGGGCAGCUUGCCUGCAAGGUUUGACUUCUGGCUGGGCACCGGAUGA